Messenger RNA from Poecilia latipinna (sailfin molly), 634 nucleotides. RefSeq names its product perforin-1-like. The transcript has 5 exons. The record is from RefSeq and is a predicted model, not a curated record. Gene Ontology annotation, biological process: immunological synapse formation; defense response to virus; T cell mediated cytotoxicity. Lineage: Eukaryota; Metazoa; Chordata; Actinopteri; Cyprinodontiformes; Poeciliidae. The coding region runs from base 74 to 607 and encodes 177 amino acids. Gene Ontology annotation, cellular component: membrane. Gene Ontology annotation, molecular function: wide pore channel activity.
CCACAGUUUUCAGCUCAGCACACUUAGAAACAUUGCUUGUUUCAACUUCUUUUCGGUCUGCUUUGGAACAGCGAUGCUGCCCAAUUCAACUUCAGCUUUCCUUCUCCUAAGCGUCCUCCUUGUUCACUCCUCUGUUCUGUCCUGUCGGAUCGGGACCCAAACAGAGUGUGAUGCUGCUCCUUUUGUACCAGGCCACAACCUGGUGGGGGAAGGUUUUGAUAUCGUCACAAUGCAGAGAAAAGGAGCUCACGUGAUUGAUUUGAAGACUUACCUGAGCCCCAGCAAAACCUGUAAACUCUGCAGCAACCCUCUUCAAAACGAUACUUACCAAAAACUUCCAUCUUCUGUUGUGGACUGGAGUACCAUCAGUCAAUGCAGUGGUGACAUCGUCAGCAGUUAUCACACCUCUGCUAGCUCUCUGGUUCAGGCUUACACAUCCCAAGACACCAAUGAUUGGACGGGUGGCUUGGAAAUUGAAAAGUUUUUGCUUGACAACUUCGAUGUGGGAGGAACCGGCUCCAAUACCUACAAGUUUGUUUCACAAAAGAUCAAAGAGGAUCGCUACACUUUCAGCAUACACAGUGUCACCUGCAGUCAUUAUGGGUAGGAUGGAAAUUAGACUUUUUUCAUUAAG